UCAGUCAGGAGCGUCUUAGUGCUCCUGUAUUAGACCACAGUGGGAGAGCUCCAGAGCAACAGCAGACAUGAGCGUUACCAUCGAGGAGAGGGGCAGGCCCAACACCAAUGAGUACAGGGUGUUUUUCAAAAACUCUGAGGGCAAAUACAUCUCCCCGUUCCAUGACAUACCCAUCUACGCAAACGAAUCAGAGAAUAUCUUUCAUGCCGUUGUGGAGGUUCCAAGAUGGACAAAUGCAAAGAUGGAGAUUGCCACCAAAGAUCCUCUCAAUCCACUGAAACAAGAUAUGAAGAAGGGGAAUCUCCGUUAUGUAGCCAAUGUGUUUCCUCACAAAGGCUACAUCUGGAAUUAUGGAGCUAUUCCACAGACAUGGGAAGACCCCAACCACAAGGACAGCGACACAGGUUGCUGUGGAGACAAUGAUCCUAUUGACAUAUGUGACAUAGGAAAUAAGGUGUGCUCUCAAGGGGAAAUAAUCAAAGUGAAGGUGUUGGGAACUCUGGCUUUGAUCGAUGAGGGUGAAACAGACUGGAAGGUCAUUGUGAUCAAUACUGAGGACCCGGAAGCCGCCGACUUUAACGAUAUUGAUGAUGUAAGACGACUUAAGCCCGGAUACCUGGAGGCCACUGUUGAUUGGUUCAAAAGAUACAAAGUCCCAGAUGGGAAACCUGAAAACCAGUUUGCUUUCAACGCAGAGUUCAAGGACAGGGACUUUGCCAUUAAAACAAUAAAGAGCACCAACGAAUUUUGGAAGGCACUGAUUUCUAAGAAGACCAAUGCUGGCGAGUUGAAUUGCAUGAACACCAGUGUCUCAGAUAGUCCGUUCUGCUGCUCUGUCGAGGACGCAGACGCUGUGGUGAAGUCUGCAUGUGCACUCGGAGCCCAAGAUCCAAUUCCAAGUUCAGUCGACACGUGGUUCUACUAUGAGAUGUAAGAGGGAAAAUCCUGGCCUGAAAACGUCAUUCACUUCUUCCUCCCGUCAUCUGAUUUCAACACAUCAGAGCAGUUCAUGAACUGGAUGGAUUGGAUUUAAU
Molecule: messenger RNA, 1034 nt
Organism: Cyclopterus lumpus (lumpfish)
Lineage: Eukaryota; Metazoa; Chordata; Actinopteri; Perciformes; Cyclopteridae
Gene: ppa1a
Product: inorganic pyrophosphatase 1a
Exons: 11
Coding region: 68-934 (288 amino acids)
Biological process (GO): phosphate-containing compound metabolic process
Cellular component (GO): cytoplasm
Molecular function (GO): inorganic diphosphate phosphatase activity; magnesium ion binding
Source: RefSeq, a predicted model, not a curated record